CACAUGACACAUGGAAACAAUCCCUCCGCCGUCUGUCGGUGCAGAAACCCACCGACACCGAGAUGAGAACCUAAAACCUUCCUGUUUAUUAACUUAUAUCAUCUUUAACCGUGUCGGACUGCGGGUGAACCGGUUGCAUGAGUCGAUCUCCUCAUAGAUCUCUAUGCACCCAGCUCAACCUUCAGAGUUAAUGAUUGUUUUUUUAUAACCGGUGUCGGCAGACAUCACAAGCUGCUUGGACUAAAAGUCUCGCGGCGCCGUUAAAUCCGUUAAAUCCGACUUCCAUCCUGCACCGACCGAAGGACCGACCGACCGCUGGAGAUGAACCCGGCCAGCGGAGCCCGAAGCGGGAAGACUUUCCUCUUCACGUCGGAGUCUGUUGGAGAAGGACACUCCGAUAAAAUGUGCGAUCAGAUCAGUGACGCGGUGCUGGAUGCUUACCUGAGUCAGGACCCCGACUCUAAAGUGGCCUGUGAAUGUGUGACGAAGACCGGCAUGAUUUUACUGGUUGGAGAAGUGACGUCAAAGGCCAUCGUGGAUCUGCAGUCGGUGGUCCGAGACACCGUCCAGAAAAUCGGCUACAACGACUCUUCAAAAGGUUUCGACUACAAGACCUGCAACGUGCUGGUGGCUCUGGAGCCGCAGUGUGUGGAGAUAUCAGACUGUGUGUUUGAAGGCCGGGACCAGGAGGACAUCGGUGCAGGAGACCAGGGUUUGAUGUUCGGCUACGCCACAGAUGAGACGGAGGAGUGCAUGCCUCUAACAAUCCUUCUGGCUCACAAACUCAACCACAAGAUGAAGGAGCUGUCCUGCAGCGGAGAGUGUCCCUGGAUCCUUCCAGACUCCAAAUCACAGGUCACAGUGGAGUAUCGGGACAACUGUGGAGCCAUGGAGCCGCUGCGUAUCCACACUGUGGUCAUAUCGGUGCAGCACAGCCCGGACAUCACGCUGGAGGAGAUCAGACGCAACCUGAUGGAGAAGGUGGUGAAGGUUGUAAUUCCCGCCAAAUACCUGGAUGACAAGACCAUCUACCAUCUUCUGCCGAGUGGGAAGUUCCUGGUGGGGGGCCCACAGAGUGAUGCAGGACUCACGGGGCGUAAAAUCAUCGUGGACACGUACGGAGGAUGGGGCGGCCACGGAGGAGGAGCGUUCUCUGGGAAAGAUUACUCCAAGGUGGAUCGGUCCGGAGCGUACGCGGCGCGAUGGGUCGCCAAGUCUUUGGUCAAAGCCGGACUCUGCAGGAGAGCCCUGGUCCAGAUCUCCUAUGCGAUCGGAGUGAGCCACCCGCUCUCCAUCUCCGUGUUUCACUACGGCUCGUCCAACAGGGAUGAAGACGAGCUGCUGAAGAUCGUGCAGAAGAACUUCGACCUGAGGCCGGGGGUCAUCGUCAAAGAGCUGGGUCUGAAGCGGCCGAUCUACCAGGCCACCGCCUGCUACGGACACUUCGGCAGAGCGGAGUUCCCCUGGGAACAACCAAAGUCUCUGGUGUUUUGAGCUUUGGGAGUCGAACACUUCCCCGUUAUGUUUUAAUAAUCAGUUGUGAAACAAGCGCUCAGAAUCUCUUUAUCUCCAUGUGACUGUGAAAACUGGUCAAAAGUUUUAGAACACACCAACUUUUCCAGAAUUUAAUUGAAAAUGAUGCAGUUUAAUGUCUCAGUGUACUCUGAAAUUGAUGCACAUUUGCAACAUUUAAAAUUCUUUAUUGAGCAUGAUAGUGUUUUGAAAGUAAAAAAAAAAGAUUCAAAAUCACAUUUUAUGUUGGACUAAAGGACUAAAAA
Centropristis striata (black sea bass) is the source of this 1778-nucleotide messenger RNA. RefSeq names its product methionine adenosyltransferase II, alpha-like (gene mat2al). Gene Ontology annotation, cellular component: cytosol; methionine adenosyltransferase complex. The coding region runs from base 322 to 1494 and encodes 390 amino acids. The transcript has 9 exons. Lineage: Eukaryota; Metazoa; Chordata; Actinopteri; Perciformes; Serranidae. Gene Ontology annotation, molecular function: ATP binding; methionine adenosyltransferase activity. The record is from RefSeq and is a predicted model, not a curated record. Gene Ontology annotation, biological process: S-adenosylmethionine biosynthetic process.